Hyaena hyaena (striped hyena) is the source of this 318-nucleotide messenger RNA. RefSeq names its product prostate and testis expressed 2 (gene PATE2). The transcript is spliced from 3 exons. Lineage: Eukaryota; Metazoa; Chordata; Mammalia; Carnivora; Hyaenidae. Bases 1 to 318 code for a protein of 105 amino acids. The record is from RefSeq and is a predicted model, not a curated record.
AUGUUUGUUGUGUUUCUGCUGUGCAUCGUCUUUCUGGUCUGCUCAAAUAAGGAAUCUGCAGUAACAUGUUAUAAAUGUCAAAAAUAUCAUCUUGGGUUAUGCUAUGACAUCAUGAAGAUUUGCAUCCUAAAGGACCAACAGUCCUGUGCUGUUGAGAACUAUUACUUCCUUACGAAAAAAGGGCGAAGCUUGUAUUAUUAUUCCAGACUCUCAUGUGUGAGCAACUGUGAGGACAUCAACCUCUUGAGUUUUGAAAAAAGAACAGAGCUCAUCUGUUGCAAACAUGCUAACUAUUGCAACCUCCCUGAGGGAGUUUAG